AUGCCAAGUAUUUGGCAUACAGUUUGGAGUCGCCUUGAUGCUAUGAUGGAUGAGCAGUUGCUAGAUGCCGCCAUCAAUUCAGGGCGUCAAACUGUUUGGCGGUUCAACCCCGCAUUUGAACCCAGAAUGGGUGUUUGUGCUGACCUCUGCAAGGAUUGCACAUGCCCGGUUGAUGAGUCAGUUCCUGGUGGACCUGAUGCUCGCAACAGUAGUGAGACAGUCGCCAAAGGAACCCAUCAUUUGUCACCACUGCAAGGACGCCUGUUGACUGCUGAGGAUAAGGAAGCAGCAUUUGUAGUCACUGUUACAGCCAACUACACCACCAGCGAACCUAAAAUUGUCUAUGCAGGCUGUCUCUUGUCUGAGAGAACUGUGCUGACCUUUUACAAUUCCUUGAUUGCGCCGCCCAACGACCCAUACAUCAAAAUAGAUGGCGCUGUGGUGACAGCCGGAGUGCAAGCCAGUGCCGCCCCCGAGGACAAACAAGUCCGUUUCGUGCCUUCCAGCAACAUCACCGCCUUCCCGGGACGAAAGCCCUCCUCAUACGACAUCAAUACGAGCUUGAAAAAUGCCAUGACGUUGCUUCAAGUCGCGGAGCCCUUCAUACUGGGCACCGCCACUCAGUUCAUUCGGGUCGCCACUGAUAGAGGGCCGAGUCUGGCCGCCAUCAGUGCAUCUGACCUCAUGGUUUUCGGCUUCCCUCGAAUCGUUCCGGGAUCCCCAGCAAAAUUCGAUGGGACAGUCUUGGGAAUGGAGUGCCCACUCACUUCACCAGGGUUCUUUUAUGGUGCAGACCUGGACACCAACGCCACUUCCUGUGUGGUAAUUUCUCCCAGGACAGGCUCAACUUGCAAUCCAGUAAGGGAAACGCUCUAAAAUGGU
This is a messenger RNA of Notodromas monacha, 882 nucleotides long. NCBI's taxonomy places the organism in Eukaryota, Metazoa, Arthropoda, Ostracoda, Podocopida, Cyprididae. The record is from the annotation of a GenBank genome assembly.